Molecule: messenger RNA, 1329 nt
Organism: Rhagoletis zephyria (snowberry fruit fly)
Lineage: Eukaryota; Metazoa; Arthropoda; Insecta; Diptera; Tephritidae
Source: RefSeq, a predicted model, not a curated record
AUGAAACGGCUGUACGGCGCCAUGGCCAUGGAGACCAUCAUUCACGUGGCUUUUGGCGUGAAAGUAGACUCACUGGCCGACCCGACCAACCCUAUCAUAGUUUACGCAAAAAAGUCCUUUCAGAAUGACAUGUCAGUGACUACCUUCAUCAGCAUCAUGGCCAUCAUUCUGAUGCCCGGUGUGGCGGAGAAGUUGGGCAUUCGCUACCGAGGCGAUAUUACCGACUUUUUCCGCCAUUUUGCCGAAGAGAUUAUCUCACAGAAAAAGAGGGAACUGGCUGAUGCUGCCACAUUGGGAACACCCAAAACGACCACCAGCAGCAGCAGCAGCUUUCUGGAGUUGCUUCUCGAGGCAGAGGAGGAAGGUCGACGGCAGCAGCAAGCAAAUAAAAAUGAUGAAGAUAAUGAGCAACCAAAGAUGGGCAAAAAAUCGUCCCCUAAGCACAUGAGCACCGAUGAAAUGGUNGGGGAACUGGCUGAUGCUGCCACAUUGGGAACACCCAAAACGACCACCAGCAGCAGCAGCUUUCUGGAGUUGCUUCUCGAGGCAGAGGAGGAAGGUCGACGGCAGCAGCAAGCAAAUAAAAAUGAUGAAGGUAAUGAGCAACCGAAGAUGGGCAAAAAAUCAUCCCCUAAGCACAUGAGCACCGAUGAAAUGGUCAGCCAGUGCAUCCUCUUUUUCCUCGCCGGCUACGAAACCAGCUCUAGCACCAUGUGCAUGGCUGCCUACCUCCUGGCGCUGCAUCCUCAGGCGCAGGAGAAACUCCACGAGGAGAUCAUUUCAGUCACCGCUCAACUGGCGGCAGAACGUCCUCAAAUGGCUGCCAAUGUAGUCGAGCUGAUCACCUUCGAAGAUCUGCCUCGAUUCGCCUAUCUCUCCGCUGUGGUCGAUGAGACGUUGCGCCUGUAUGCGCCGGCGACGGCCACCGAGCGCCAGGCAAGUGAGGACACCCUCCUUCAGUCGACCCAUUACAGCAUCCACGUGAAGAAGGGCGAUGUAGUGCACAUCCCAAUCUACUCGAUGCACCGCGACGAGGAGCAGUUUGAGCAGCCGGAAAUCUUCAAGCCGGAGCGCUUUCUGCCAACAACAGCCGCCGGUGACAAGGCACCCCCUUCCUUUCACCGCUACAGCUACCUUCCCUUCGGAGGUGGGCCACGCUCGUGCGUGGCAAUGUCGCUGGCGCUGAGAGAGGUCAAACUGGCCCUGCUGCACACUGUACGGCUCUACAAGCUCUCACCCUGUGACCGGACAAAGAUUCCAGUGGAGCUGUACUACCAGGCCAACUUUAUCACACCAAAGGAUAUCAUUUUAAAGGUGGAGAAACGAUAA